This is a messenger RNA of Notechis scutatus (mainland tiger snake), 1419 nucleotides long. The record is from RefSeq and is a predicted model, not a curated record. Lineage: Eukaryota; Metazoa; Chordata; Lepidosauria; Squamata; Elapidae.
GGUAAGGAGAGGCGGAAGGGGUGGCGCUUGGUUCAAAUCUUGCCUGCAGGGCGGACGGACAGACGGCGUUUCGGGCUGCGGAGAGAAACGAGCCUUUUCUCCCGCGUUGGGAAGGUUCGUCAAGACCGAGGCAGAUUGCAAAGUUCACCAGUGGAAUUCCAAAGGAGAUUUAAAGGUGGUGUUGGUUGUAGUGAUCACACUCCUGGAGAGGCACGUGGUGGUGGAUUUCUAGAUCUUCAAAACUUUGGGGAAGCAAGAGAUGGCCAAUCCUUUGAAACAAGUUUUUAACAAGGAUCGGACCUUCCGGCCUAAACGGAAAUUUGAACCUGGGACACAGCGCUUUGAGCUUCACAAAAAGGCCCAGGCCUCCCUGAAUGCUGGGCUGGAUUUAAAGCUGGCUGUGCAGCUCCCUCACGAUGAGGAGCUGAACGAUUGGGUAGCUGUUCACGUGGUGGACUUCUUCAACCGCAUCAACCUCAUCUAUGGGACAAUCAGUGAUUAUUGCACGGAAAAAUCCUGCCCCGUCAUGUCUGGCGGUCCAAAGUACGAGUAUCGGUGGCAGGAUGAGAAAUAUCGUAAGCCCACUGCCCUCUCCGCGCCUAAAUACAUGAACCUUCUCAUGGAUUGGAUUGAAGUGCAGAUCAACAACGAGGAUCUCUUCCCUACGAACGUUGGUACUCCAUUUCCUAAGAACUUCCUCCAGGUUGUGAAAAAGAUCCUCUCUCGUCUCUUCCGCGUCUUUGUCCAUGUCUACAUCCACCACUUUGACCGUAUCGCCCAGAUGGGCUCAGAAGCCCACGUGAAUACAUGCUACAAGCACUUCUACUACUUUGUAAAAGAGUUCAAUCUCAUAGACAACAAGGAAUUGGAGCCUCUGGACAUGACUUCGCGGAUGUGCCACUGACAUCUUGGGAAUUGGUCUGCCAUCUUUCAAGCCAAAUGCCCUCCGGAUUGGAGAUCAUUCCUGCCCAACACCACACAGAAGACCUUAAGAUCCAGAGGGACUUCCAUUUUAUACAUCUUUUUAUUUUUUUAUUUUUUUUAAAAGAGCUUUCAGAAGCUCUUCUAAUGAAUUUUUUUGUAAAAUCACACGAUUGUUGGAUGAUUGAAAUAUGUAUGUUUGUUUAAGAAGGAAAGGACCACUGGGAAAUGUAAGGCAUCCUUUAAAUCUCCAUGUCUUUCUUCUCACAUCGUAUAACGGUGGGGGGUGGGGGGCUGAUUUGGAAGUGUUAUUUUGAGGUUUCCUGCCAAAAUCACACCUGGACUUCAGAAGACAACUUCUAUUGCAUCAAGGGAGUGACUGACUUAAAUGAGGAGAAAUCCACAGACACCUAUAAGUAGUUUAGGAGUUUGCUUAGGCCAUUAUUUGGAAUCACCUGUGUUGCAAAAAAAAUAAAAAAUAAAGUUUUAGCACUUCUU